Dermacentor andersoni is the source of this 1239-nucleotide messenger RNA. Its product is annotated as innexin inx2-like. The record is from RefSeq and is a predicted model, not a curated record. Gene Ontology annotation, cellular component: gap junction; plasma membrane. Gene Ontology annotation, molecular function: gap junction channel activity. Gene Ontology annotation, biological process: phototransduction. NCBI's taxonomy places the organism in Eukaryota, Metazoa, Arthropoda, Arachnida, Ixodida, Ixodidae.
GCCAUGGACCAGAUAUUCGGCGGGCUCAAGAGCUUCGUGAAGAUCGAAGCCAUCGUCACCGACAACCACGCGUUCCGGCUGCACUACAAGGUGACGUGCGCGCUUCUCAUCGCCUUCAGUAUCCUGGUCACCAGUCGACAGUACAUCGGGGACCCCAUCGACUGCAUCACCAAGGACAGCGUUCCCACGCGUGUGCUGGACACAUUCUGCUGGAUUCAUUCCACGUUCAGCGUCAAGGACUCCUGGGACAAGAAAGUGGGCACUCAGAUUCCCUAUCCCGGCGUGGAUAAGUACUCGCCGGGUGAGAAGCGAGUGUACCACGCCUACUACCAAUGGGUCUGCUUCGUGCUCUUCCUCCAGGCCGUGCUCUUUUACGUACCUCGCUACCUGUGGCUCGCAUGCGAGGGCAGCAAAAUCAGCACGCUCGUGCUCGACCUCGGCUCGCCCAUCCUGAGCGAUGAAAAGCGAAAGCACAACCGCAAACUCCUCCUCGAGUACUUCUCCAACAAUGUAGGCCAGCACCAAAUGUACGCCUUCCACUAUUUCUUCUGCGAGCUGCUCAACUUCGUGAACGUCAUCGGACAAAUCUACCUCAUGGACCACUUCCUCGGUGGCGAGUUUACGACGUACGGCUUGAAGGUCCUCCAGUUCAGCGAGUGGGACUGGUCCGUGCGUUCCGACCCCAUGGUUAAAGUCUUUCCGAGGCUUACGAAAUGCACUUUCCACAUGUAUGGUUCGUCCGGUGACGUGCAGAAGCACGACGCCAUGUGUGUCCUCCCGAUCAACAUUAUCAACGAGAAGAUAUACGUGUUCCUCUGGUUCUGGUUUGUCAUCAUAGCCGUGGUCUCUGCCCUUGUGCUGGUGUACCGUGUUGUGCUGUUCAUUUCGCCUAUGACCAGGUAUCACGCCAUCAAGUCAAAGGCACGCCUGACCAACGGUACCCAGCUGGAGCGUGUGCUGGAACGGAGCCAAAUAGGCGAGUGGUUUUUGCUUGACCUGCUCGUCAAGAACUUAGACCCGGUCCACUACAGGGAUCUCAUCACGGAUCUUGACAAACACCUGGGAAGCAACAUCACCGAGCACGUUUGAUAACGCACGUUAAGUCAGCCUGUUGCUGCUCUGACCGCUGAGAUGCAUUAAUGAAACUGAAUUCCUUGCCUCAAAUAAGCGUGCGUGGAUAUUUUUUUUCUCCCUGGCAACGACUCCUGGCAAGUCAGGUUGUGCAUGUUCACUUCUCGU